AGACAGAUCGCCUCCCAUUACCACCCGCUGAUCGACGCGUACGCCUCGGGCGACACCCGUGUCAUCGACUGGCAGUUGGGACUCAUGAAGCUGUCGGGUGUGACCGGUAUUUUGGUCGACUGGCCGGGCACGUCAGGCCUACUCGACUACGGCGCCAAUAUGCGCAACGCCGAGGCUAUCAUCUCCCGUACCGCCGCCCAUGGAUUGGAGUUCGCGAUUGUCUACGAGGACCACAACCUCGAGUUGGCUAAGAUCCCCGACCACGUGGGUCAGGCCAAAAAGGACAUGCAGUACAUCAAUGACAGGUACUUCAGCCAAUCAAAUCACGCUAAACUGAACGGUCGACCCCUGCUCAUGGACUUCGGCCCCCAGACCCUGAACGGGGACGAGUGGAACCAAGCGUUCACCCCAUUCACCAAUAAACCGGAAUUCCUGAUCCUAUGGUACCAGACAAAGACAACUGCCGGUGCCUCGCACGGAGACUUUGCGUGGCCGUCCCAGGACUGGAUCAGUGGACUCCAGGGCUGGUAUGGUAAACAAACGGGAACCAAAGUAGGCUGUGCUUACUCGGGCUUCAACUCAUUCUACAAGGAGGGAGGUUGGGGUGACUUCCCCUGGAGUAUCCCGGUCAGUGUGUCCAACUUCCAACAGUCCCUGGACCUGGGACUGGCCCACACGGACACCCUACAGGUCGCCACGUGGAACGACUACGGGGAGGGCACUCAGAUUGAGCCCACACUCGAGUUUGAGUACCAGUUCCUGGAGGUGUUGCAAAAGAAAAUGGGUGUCAGCUCUACUGUGGCCGAUCUGAAAAAGGUGACGGAUACUUAUUUCCAUCGCGUGCAGUAUGCAGAUAAUGCCACCAUGAGUGCCCUGCUCGAGAAGCAACAUUUCGACCUGGUUCAUAAAUACGAUUAA
Molecule: messenger RNA, 918 nt
Organism: Oppiella nova
Lineage: Eukaryota; Metazoa; Arthropoda; Arachnida; Sarcoptiformes; Oppiidae
Source: the annotation of a GenBank genome assembly